AGUCCGCGCGUAGACGUCUCGGAGGGCGUUCGUGUCGAACUGCGAAGCUCACGAGUGUUCACGCUACGUUCGUAGUUCAAAUGGAAAUACGGUAGUAAGAAAUGCGUUAUGUUCGCGUUUGUGCUAAUGUUUCUCUCAGUGCUGGACUGUUGUGUGCCGUUGUAUCAUCACCAGUUCGCGGUUUAUGUGCCUAAUGGACUGGACAGGGCCCACGAGAUCGCGCACAGACAUGGUUUCAUUAAUCACGGAGAGAUUGGAAACCUGAAGAAUUUUUAUUUAUUUUCCCACCCACACGUCAGUAAAAGGUCAACGAACGCAAGUAUAGAUUACGUCAACCGACUGAAGAAUGACCCACAGGUAAGAUGGGUGAUGCAGCAAAAGGAAUUAAGAAGAACGAAACGAGACCAUCAGUGGAAGCCUCGACAUGUAAUGAGGCAAUCUAGCGCACCGUCUUUUCCUGAUCCACUGUUCAAAGAGCAGUGGUAUUUGAAUGGUGGCGCAGCUGAUGGUCUCGAUAUGAAUGUCGGGUAUGCUUGGAGGAAGGGCUAUACGGGGAAAGGUGUCGUCAUUACUAUACUCGAUGAUGGCAUACAGCCUAAUCACCCGGAUCUAUCACAGAAUUACGAUCCGGCCGCUUCAACUGACAUAAACGGGAACGAUACGGACCCGACACCACAGGACAAUGGCGACAAUAAACACGGGACCCGUUGUGCAGGAGAGGUAGCUGCCGUCGCUUAUAACCGAUACUGUGGCGUUGGUAUAGCAUACAAUGCUAGCAUUGGAGGAGUGAGAAUGCUGGAUGGCGUUGUAAACGACGCAGUGGAAGCUCAAGCACUCGGAUUUAACACGCAUCAUAUUGAUAUAUAUAGUGCGUCGUGGGGACCGGAGGACGACGGAAAAACUGUCGACGGCCCGGGUCCUUUAGCUCGAAGAGCGUUUAUCAACGGAGUAACGAACGGAAGAGGGGGAAAAGGAUCCAUAUUCAUAUGGGCAUCAGGAAACGGGGGGCGGCACACUGACUCUUGUAACUGCGACGGGUAUGCUAAUAGCAUAUUCACUAUAUCCAUAUCUAGCGCAACGCAAGGAGGGUACAAGCCUUGGUAUUUAGAAGAAUGCUCUUCGACUUUAGCUUCAACGUAUAGUUCAGGUACACCAGGACGAGAUAAAAGCGUUGCAACCGUUGAUAUGGACGUCCAAUUACGAGCGGAGCAUAUCUGCACGGUCGACCAUACGGGUACCUCAGCAUCCGCACCAUUGGCUGCAGGAAUUUGUGCAUUAGCUUUAGAAGCUAAUCCGCUAUUGUCGUGGAGAGAUAUGCAGCAUUUAAUUGUAAUGACGUCACGUUCUCAACCCCUAGAAAAAGAAGAAGGGUGGAUCGUGAAUGGUGUUAAAAGAAAAGUUAGUCAUAAAUUCGGUUACGGACUGAUGGAUGCAGCUCAAAUGGUCAAUCUAGCUGAGCAGUGGACUAAUGUGGCGCCUCAGCACAUUUGUAAAUCCCAAGAAAUAAACGAAGACAAAUCCAUUGAAACGUCUUUCGGUUAUACGAUAUCUGUACACAUGGACGUGAAUGGGUGCAGCGGGACGACAAACGAGGUCAGAUUUUUGGAACACGUUCAAUGUAAAAUUUCGUUAAGCUUUUUUCCGAGAGGUAAUUUACGAAUAUUGCUUACAUCACCGAUGGGAACCACAUCUACGCUUCUAUUCGAAAGGACCCAUGACGCAAUUAGUUCGAAUUUCGACGACUGGCCGUUUUUGAGCGUUCAUUUCUGGGGUGAAAACGCCGAAGGGAGAUGGACUUUGCAAAUUAUAAAUGCGGGCAAUACUCACGCGACGCAAGCUGGAGUAUUGAAGAAAUGGCAAUUAUUUUUUUACGGUACCGCUGUCUCCCCCAUACGGCUACGAAAUAAAGACUAUAUGAACUCGAAAAAUUCGUACCACGAAGAAAAAACAUAUCACAUUAAUGACGUAUACGAUGCAUCUGAAUACUCUCAGUUUUUAAACGAAAUUGAACUAGGUAUUUCAGACAGGCGUAGCUACGAGAAAAACAUUCCAUCGGCUCAAAGAAAGAAUGUUUUAGCGGAUGCUAAUGAUAAGCAAGUGCAGAGACUAUGCGAUCCGGAAUGUGAUUCGCAGGGCUGCUACGGCAAAGGCCCAACGCAGUGUGUCGCUUGUAAACAUUACCGUUUGGAUAAUUCAUGUGUUUCAAAAUGCCCCCCCAGGAGUUUUGUUAAUCAAGGCGGAGUCUGCUGGCCAUGUCACGAGUCUUGUGAAACGUGUGCCGGAGCCGGACAAGAUUCAUGUUUGACUUGCGCGCCGGCACAUUUACUGGUCGUGGAUUUGGCUGUCUGCCUGCAGCAGUGCCCAGAUGGUUACUAUGAAGACCCAGAUGCCAACGCAUGUUUUCCAUGCGCCGAACAUUGUGAUACAUGCACAGAGAAAGCAGACUUGUGUUCUUCUUGUGCCCACAGUUAUGUUUUGUACAAUGGAUCUUGUUUAGCGGCCUGUCCACCAAGUACUUAUCAAAAAGACUACUAUGGCUGUAUGCCAUGUCACGAAUCUUGUGACUCUUGUUACGGACCGAGCCAAAAUUCUUGCGUGUCCUGUAAAAUUGGAGACUUUGUCUUCAAGAACCAAUGUAUUUCGAAGUGUCCUUCAGGCUUCUAUGCGGAUUCGCAGAAAAGGGAAUGCUUAGAGUGUCCGAUUGGAUGUUUGGUAUGCUCUUAUGGAGUGUGUUCUUCCUGUAAAGAGGAGUGGACGCUCACUAAGGGAGGAAGUUGCUUUCCCGAUGGAAACGAAAAAUGUGAUACAAAUGAAUAUUACGAGGGAGGUCGAUGCAAAAAUUGCCAUUCAACAUGCGAGAAAUGUAGCGGACCGAACGAGUGGGAUUGCAUCUCUUGUUCAAGUCCUCUUCUGUUACAAGGGUCGAGGUGUGUGGCAGAAUGUGGACGCGGGUAUUAUCAAACCGCCGGUAAAUGCUCACAUUGCCCCCACACAUGUUCGUCAUGCGUUUCACGGCUGAACUGUACAUCAUGCACGGGGGCUUUGCGCUUACAAUCUGGUACUUGUCGAGCAAUUUGUGCCCCAGGCUAUUACCCAGAUGACGGGAUUUGUUCUAAGUGCUAUCUAUCGUGUGAAACAUGUACUGGACCCAGGAGAGACCAGUGCGCAUCGUGUCCGCCUGAUUGGCGCCUGGCAGCAGGAGAGUGCAGGCCUGAGUGCCCACAAAACUUCUUUCCAUGGGAAACCAGCUGCCGACGGUGUCACCACUAUUGUCAGGACUGCCAUGGUGCAGGACCGCAAAAAUGUACUUCCUGUCCUCCACAUUUUUCAUUAGAAGAUGGUCUGUGCGUGGAGUGCCUUAGUUCUCAAUAUUAUGAAGUAAGGACCAGGAAAUGCCGUCCAUGUCAUGACUCUUGUAGAUCCUGUUCAGGGUCUGGACCAACAAGUUGUGUUACUUGCGCUCAUCCACUUCAAUUAGAUAGAGUCAACUACAAAUGUUUACCUUGCUGCUUAGAAAAUAUGGCAUCUAUUUACUUAACAGUCAAUGAAACAUCAGAUUGUUGCCAUUGUGAUAAGGAUAUCGGGGGGUGCUUAAAUGGUUCAUCGGCUGGUAAAAGAAGAAUAGCUGAAAAUAUAAGGACACAUAUUACUGCAUCAUAUUUCAUAGAGGAUUCGAAGGAUUCUGCAGAUACCAUCGAUUUAAACUAUGUUAUCAUUUGGAGUGCGGCAGCUACUGUUAUUGUGAUUGUCAUAGUAAUAAUAAUUUUAAAGGUAAAGUCAAGAAAGUGCAUACGCAGAACAUUGUUCCCGAAGGCUCAAUAUUCUCAACUAACAACAAUAGACGAAGACCUUAUACUACUGACCACUUCGACAUCACUGAAAUCGAACGAAGACCAAAACGUAGGGGAGCCAACAUAGCGAUAAUCUUCUUAAUAUUAAUUUAACAAAAACGCAGACUGAUAUAGAAAUUGAAUGCUCUGUAAAUAUUUUGUUUAAGUUAAAUUAUUAUUGUGUAAAGUGCAAUAUAUAAGAUAUAAAUUGGUAUCAAUGGAUAUGUUGAUGGGAUUAUAAUUAAUGGUAUCUGCACAUUUUGGGAUCGUUGUUUUUUUUUUUUUUUGUUUCGUGAGAAGUGAUAAUGUUUUAUAGGAAAAUAGAUUAGGUAUCGGCUGUUGUAAUAUUGUGAAUCGGUCUAAUUGUUUUUAUAUAGAUUACAUCUAUUGUUUAAUGAUGUGUAUUUACGACCAAAAUUAGUUUGUAACUUUUGGAUGUGUUACACUAACCCUAGCAAAAUAUUAUGUGAAAUGGGGUCAUAUUGAUUUCUUUCAAAACACUCAAAUCCAAAGUCUAUUUUGUAACGCGCUCGUGUUUAGGAGUGUUAAGAGUAAAGUGAAAACAUUUGUUUAUAUUUUAUGGGCUGCUUUGAUCUUAACAGACCUCGCCAUCAUCAUACACCGGCUGUUAUGUUCGUACAAAGUUACUUCGAAGGGUUUUUAUGGAUACUAAUAUUUUCGUUUCUUGCAUGCUGAAUUCAUUAGGACCUUUAUGCAAAGUAAAACGGGUAGCGAGCUAACAUAUUGAAUUUUAAAUCACUUUAUUCAAAUAAGUUUGAAUAGACUUUAUUCUAUCAUGUUUUAUUUUCUGAUGGCAUUCAAAAAAUUCAUAAUGUAAAACAUUUUUUUUUAGAAAAUCGAAUGAUAAAAAACCACAAUGAAGUCAAAAUUCAUGCAAUCUAAUUAAUGCACUACUUAUGGAAGUUAUUAUUGAUCCACGUUUUAAACAAAUAGUAUAAUAAUCUAAAUAUGUAUCAAUUUGUCAUGUCAAGUUAAAAAAACACUCACACCGUGCCAUUUUUGUGCAUUGUUGUAAGAUCUACUCCAUGUUAAUUCGUUGCUUAUGUUGGCUACAUUAUAUUUAUAUACACACAUACAUAUCGACGCUUCGAAAGGCAAACAUGACUAAGCGACAAUAACUGCUUUGUACAUAAAUAAUAGGCUAUGACCAUAUUCGAUGCGCAAAAAAAAUUUAUUUCUAGGUCUGUUAAAAUCAUUUCAAUCCUACAGCAUUUCAAUCCAAAUUUUGUUUUCAGGUAUAAAAUUAUUUAUAUUAUAUUAACUUUAAAUUAGUCUACUGUAAAGUUCACGCAUUGUCGCUUAGUCACGUUUGCCUUUCAAGCGUCGAUAUAUAUUAUACUAUAUUAAAUAACUCUCAUAAUAUUCCAAAUACAAUAUGAAAGUAAAUAAUAUGAUUAUCAUACUUUAAAAGAGCCAUUAAUGCUAAGUAGUAUCAAACAUUUUGAAAGUAUUCGAACAAUCAAUGAAAUAUUCGAUCGCCGACGGCCUCCGUUGGGAAAACAAUUUUAAUUUUGACAAACGCCCCAAAACGUUUUAAAACAUUUUUGUUUUCAAAUAUCACCUUUAUUUUGUUCUCACGUUGAUCCCGGUAUUAAUAAAUUACGUGAUUAAAAAAACAAAAAAAAACAGCCAUUAUUUUUCGAAAUCAAUCCGUCAGGGACAUUUUUUAAUAUGCGACACUUUUUCACUGGUGGUAGGACUCUUGUGAGUCCGCACGGGUAGGUACCACCGCCCCGCCUAUUUCUGCCGUGAAGCAAUAAUGCGUUUCGGUUUGAAGGGUGGGGCAGCCGUUGUAACUAUACUGAGAUCUUAGAACUUAUAUCUCAAGGUGUGUGGCGCAUUUACGCUGUAGAUGUCUAUGGGCUCCAGUAACCACUUAACACCAGGUGGGCUGUGAGCUCGUCCACACAUCUAAGCAAUAAAAAAUAAAAAAAUAUGCGAACACGAUUUGACGAAAUUUUGUUUUAUUUACAAAGACGAAGUAUUUAUUGGAAGACUUCGUUAAUAGUAAUUAUAAGAUCAAUUUUAGUAUGUCCUUAUAUACACGUUAUUAAUACAAUACUGAAAGCUAGACAGAAGGUGAGAUUAUAUCACGGGCUCCGGAAUUGCUUCUCUGUCAGACUCGUUCACAACAAAGAAACUUAGUUAGGGCAUAUAGUAUUCGAAUUCAUUGUUACUAUGUAACUGUCGGUUCUCUUAGUACGACAGAGAAUUCUAUCUUGGGACCGAUUGUGUGAUGAGCGUUUAUUUUUUGCAAUCAUAUAGCCUUUUCUUUAUAGCCUACGAAUAUUUUUUGGCGGAUAUGAUUUUUAUUGCACGAUAUUAUUCCUUCGUCGUAUAAGUGGUUCGAGAGCAUGUGAUAUGUAUCUUCUUAGAAAAAUUGGUAGGUCCCAGAUUAAAAGACUGGUGGUACAUUACUGGUAAAUUACAGGUGGUAGGACCUCUUGUGAGUCCGCACGGGUAGGUACCACCACCCCGCCUAUUUCUGCCGUGAAGCAGUAAUGCGCUUCGGUUUGAAGAGUGGGGCAGCCGUUGUAACUAUACUUGAGACCUUAGAACUUAUAUCUCAAGGUGGGUGGCGCAUUUACGUUGUAGAUGUCUAUGCACUCCAGUAACCACCUAACAGGUGGACUGUGAGCUCGUCCACCCAUCUAAGCAAUAAAACAAGAAAAUACGGAUUUGAAAAAUAGCAUAGCUCGCAUUGCCACAAGUAGGUACACCGGGUGUCUUAUCCUUUAUGACCUAAACCUAAAUUUUUGGCAAUUACGACUUAUAAAGCUUGUAUGAAUCAUAUUAGAAUACACACAUCUACUAUGUUACAAUAAUGAGAACUGUUGAUCUGUAAUUAAAGUGAUUAACACACAAUCCCAGCCUUAAUUUAUAUACUCAAAAGUAAAAUCGACAAUUUUUUUAUUUUUUUAUUGCUUAGAUGGGUAGACGAGCUCACAGCCCACCUGGUGUUAAGUGGUUACUGGAGCCCAUAGACAUCUACAACGUAGACGCGCCACCCACCAUGAGAUACAAGUUCUAAAGUCUCAGUAUAGUUACAACGGCUGCCCCAUCCUUCAAACCGAAACGCAUUACUGCUUCACGGCAGAAAUAGGCAGGGCGGUGGUACCUACCCGCGCGGACUCACAAGUGGUCCUACCACCAGUAAAUUAAUUACGAAGCUUACAAACAUUUCUUCAUUAUCGUAAUUUUGUGAAGUAACAUUUGACACAUAGAUUUUGUUGUAUUUGCUAUGUCACAUAAAUAAAUAAAUUGUGGUAAAUUUCAUAAUGUGUUACUUGUUUUGCGCAUUUGAAUUACGUCGGAGCUAUUAUUAUAACAUUUAUAAAGGAUGUAAAUAAAGUUCAAUUAUUAAAUGUGAUUAUUUGUAAAUAUGUAAAUAACCGAACGGUGUAAAUAAAUUGAUGGUUUCUAU
Messenger RNA from Bombyx mori (domestic silkworm), 7275 nucleotides. RefSeq names its product furin-like protease 2. The record is from RefSeq and is a predicted model, not a curated record. Bases 109 to 3918 code for a protein of 1269 amino acids. Gene Ontology annotation, biological process: protein processing. The transcript has 12 exons. Gene Ontology annotation, cellular component: Golgi membrane; trans-Golgi network. Gene Ontology annotation, molecular function: serine-type endopeptidase activity. Lineage: Eukaryota; Metazoa; Arthropoda; Insecta; Lepidoptera; Bombycidae.